CACUAUUGAAUUCCAGUCAUUUGUAUAACUUAAGUACUAAACUCUACUAGCAUUUAGUUUUCAAUUUCAAACGCUAUAAACACACAAGCAUUUUCGAAUUCUGACUAUGACUAAAUAUGAUGCGUACAAUUAUAAAAUGUUUUUACGUAUAACUUGCAUCAGAUUCAGGAUUAAAUGUCGGGCCAUCGACUAGUUUAUUCAUCCCCCGUUCUCUUCUUCUUCUCUGCGCUCGUGACUCUACUGCUGAGUUACUGCUGCAUCAGCCCGGCGUCCAGUUUCGCCUUUCAUCCUCGCGUCUCCCGCACAGACGAUGCCAUCAUCAUCGAUUUUAUCAAUGUCGAAUUUGCUCCGUCUUACUACAGCCAGCCACUGUACGGCAGCAAAGUUGCCAAGCCGGGAUUCGCCCAGCAGCAACCAUUCUUCGAUCCUUACACGACGAUUUACACACAACAGCGACCCAGUGGAUGGUCCUAUUCAUACGGAUAUCCUAGUCCUAAUAGUCGUCCUACUAAUCCUCCACCCAAAACACCGUCCGAUGUCGAAUACGAAGAAUUCUUCAACAGUCUGCUGGCCGUCAAACAAAUGCGCAAGUGCGGCAGGGGACCGGCCGCCAUGCCCACAACAAGGGCCUUGAUAACCGAAAGGGUCGCAGGCGGAAUUGAUGCCAAUAAAGGCGCGUGGCCUUUCAUGGUAGCCCUGAAAAAUAGCGACGGUUCCAUAUUUUGCACCGGAACUUUGUUGAGUGACACCAAAGUCCUACUGGCGGCCCAAUGUCUGGAAAAAAUGUCUCUGUUUGAGAUGAAUGGUGUGACCUUAUUGUUUGGGAUGCAUUUCUCGAAUCUAACGGACGUCCAAAUGACUAGGAGAAUCGGCAGAGUUAUGCUGCACUACGGAUACAACGCCUUGACCUACGCCAACGAUAUCGCCAUCGUAUCACUGGACGCACCCGUGGAUUUAUCCAGGACUGUCGCUCCCGUUUGUCUGCCAACGGCCAGUACCGACCCCGACCAAUUCGUCGACCAACCUGCCGUGAUUUUGGGAUGGGGACGAGCCCCUGGCGCAGCAUUGCAAAAUGGAGAAUUGCAACAAGCCAAGGUUUCCAUCAUGUCCAAUUUCGACUGCAAGGCAAUCGAGACCCCUGGCAAAUACGUGACGGACAACACUCUCUGUAUUACUUCGACUUUUGGUAAUAGAUACACGUGUCUGAUUGACGUCGGCGGUCCAGUCGUCACUUUACCAUCGCCAGGGGCCUGGACCAUAGUCGGAAUCAACAGCUACACCAAGGAUUGCGCUACCAACGGCCUGAAAACCCGAGUGGCUGCGUUCAGGGCCUGGAUUGACACACACAUAAAAUAAAAGUGUAAACCGGCCAAUCGGAAAUUGGCCCAAGACGACGAACAACACGGAACGACACGAUUCUGAAAUUCUAGCCAUUUUUUUUCUAGUUUUACAAUUUGUUGAAUUCGUUUUUAGUUGAGUGAUAAUAUUGAUGAUUAUUUAAAACCCUAAAAGAAUUCUGAAAUGUAUCAACACUACCCCAAAGUCUAGCAAAUUCUCUCUAUAUAAAAUAAAAAUCCUUUCGCGACAAUACGGGUCCUACAAUAAGAAAGAA
Daphnia pulex (common water flea) is the source of this 1612-nucleotide messenger RNA. RefSeq names its product chymotrypsinogen B-like. Gene Ontology annotation, biological process: proteolysis. The transcript is spliced from 9 exons. The record is from RefSeq and is a predicted model, not a curated record. The coding region runs from base 175 to 1356 and encodes 393 amino acids. NCBI's taxonomy places the organism in Eukaryota, Metazoa, Arthropoda, Branchiopoda, Diplostraca, Daphniidae. Gene Ontology annotation, molecular function: serine-type endopeptidase activity.